Messenger RNA from Rhincodon typus (whale shark), 1823 nucleotides. RefSeq names its product pre-mRNA-splicing factor 38B. The transcript has 5 exons. The record is from RefSeq and is a predicted model, not a curated record. Gene Ontology annotation, cellular component: precatalytic spliceosome. The coding region runs from base 1 to 1455 and encodes 484 amino acids. Lineage: Eukaryota; Metazoa; Chordata; Chondrichthyes; Orectolobiformes; Rhincodontidae.
AUGCUAUUUGCGAAAUCUUUUUCUAAUGUUUUGUUUUUUAAAUUACAGGUCACUCAUAUUGAACCAUGGGAGAAGGGGAGCAGGAAGACUGCAGGCCAGACAGGCAUGUGCGGAGGGGUACGGGGUGUUGGAACAGGAGGCAUUGUUUCCACUGCCUUUUGUCUACUGUACAAGCUGUUUACCCUGAAGUUAACUCGUAAACAAGUGAUGGGUCUAAUAACACACACUGACUCUCCGUACAUCCGAGGUUUAGGAUUCAUGUAUAUUCGGUACACACAGCCCCCAGCUGAUUUGUGGGAUUGGUAUGAGCCUUUUUUAGAUGAUGAAGAGGAACUAGAUGUAAAGGCUGGUGGAGGAUGCGUCAUGACAAUAGGAGAGAUGAUUCGUUCUUUCCUUACUAAACUAGAAUGGUUUUCUACCCUAUUCCCAAGAAUUCCAGUUCCUGUUCAAAAGAAUUUGGACCAGUAUCUUAAAACUCGACCAAGGAAAAUUGCCAAAAAGGAUGGGAAGGAUAGUAUGGAAGAACCAGAGCGCCUAUCAGAGCGUAGACAUUCGAGAUCACCAAGAAGAUCUCUUACUCCUCGCAAAUCUCCUAGGCGAUCUAGAAGCAGAAGCCGUCAUAGAGAAGGCCAUGGCUCUUUUGGUUUUGAUAAGGAAUUAGAGAGGGAGAGAGAACGACAGAAAAGGGAACGAGAACAGAUAAAAGAUAGAGAACGAAGUGAGAAAGAUAGACAUAAAUCUAGAAGCACAGACAGAGGUUUAGACCGUAAGCGGAGCAGAAGCAGAGACCAUCACAGAAGUCGAAGUAGAGAUAAAAGAAGUGAUAAAAAAGAUAGAGAUAAAGAGAGGGAGAAGGAAAAUGAAAGAAAUAGAAGGCGAGAUAAAGAUUAUGAAAAGGACAAAGAAAGAGUGAGUGAUCGAGACAGGGACAGAAAUGUUGAGAAAGAAUCUGAGAGAUCUAGAGACCGGGAUAAAAGAAGCCAAUCAAAGACUGAAGACAGAAAACGUAAGGAAGAAAAAAGAGAAAAAGAUGAAAAGAGGCAUAAAGAUGAUAAAAAGGAUUCAAAAAAAGAUAAAAGGCAUAGUAGAAGCAGGAGCAGAGAGAAAAGACAUAGAAGCAGUAGUCCUGGUAGGGGUCAUGUCAGCAAACGUAGUAGAAGCAAAAGCAAAGAGAAAUCUAAACAUCGAAAUGAACAUAAAGAAAAAUCAAACAAAAGAAGCAUUAGCAGAGAAAGGACUGAUGAGAAUAAUGGUGAACGGAUAAAGAAACAGCGUAGUCAUAGCAAAGAGAAAGCUCACAAACGCAGUGAAAGUAAAGAACGAUCUCACAAACAAAGUCACAGUGAUGGUAAGGACCAUUCGAGUAAACCAAGCCGUCGAAGUCUCAGUACAGAAAGAGAGAACAAAAGUAAUGUGGAAGGAUUAUUGCAAGGCAAUACCACUGACAAUGACUGAAAUAUUACUUAAAUCUCUAAUUGUACAGUGAAUAAAUUGUUUUGCUUUUGAAUAUUUUUCUUUUUAAAAAAUUGAAUUAUGCUAUGGCUAGGAUAAACACGUCUUCAAAUUCCGGUAGCCUGCAGAUGAUAUUUCCUGUUUGUAGGAAGUGCCUUUGGUAUCCAACUGUUCAACUUACCAUUGUAAUUCAAGACCAACUUUAUUCUGUACAAUGUAGUUGAUACAAAUUUGUUUUUGUUUGAAAUAAUGUUUUUGCAAGUAUACUAUGUACAUAUGUUCUGAGAGUUUUAAUCAUUGGCACAACUGCCAUGUUGGUUCAUUUUGUAUGAUGGGCAAUAAACUGCCAAUACUUAAAACAGUUGUGUUAA